This is a messenger RNA of Chelonia mydas (Green sea turtle), 966 nucleotides long. RefSeq names its product ly6/PLAUR domain-containing protein 1-like. Bases 417 to 830 code for a protein of 137 amino acids. The transcript has 4 exons. Lineage: Eukaryota; Metazoa; Chordata; Testudines; Cheloniidae. The record is from RefSeq and is a predicted model, not a curated record.
UAAAAUUAUUCUUGGCCUCUUUAAAUAGCACAGUAUGUCAUACAAAGUCAGUUCAACCAGAUGAAAAAGCUCAAAGAGGAAAAAGAAAAAAAAGGGGAAAAAACCCCCAACCCUUCUGUCUAAUCCAACUGAAUUAGAGGAUUUCCAAGUGGAUUUAGAACUAAAUCUUGAUUAGGGAGAAUUUCUCUCCAAGAGCUGCUGCGUGAUAGUAUUAAUGGGUAACGAUCAUGGAUAGAGGAAAUAGGACAGAAAUAACCGAGGGUUACACAUACACACGCACACGUCUGUUCGUGAAGCGAAAGAAUCAGGGGACUCUCUCAGGAGGAAAACAAAAACCCCCAACACCGCAGUGACUGAGAGACUUAGGGGACGACUGGAAGAAGACCUUAUACAGUGGAUCCCUGGAAGUGAUCCCCAUGCUGUUAAGACACAGGCUUGGUGCUGCAUAUGGGAUCCUCUCUCUGAUGACUGUGGCUUUUGUUCUUCCAGUGGCUUCUGGUCUACAGUGCUACGGCUGCAAUAUUAUCGUUGGCACAAAGUACGUUGACAUGGGCUGCUCCAACCCAGAAGUGAUUACCUGCUCCCAGUCUCACCAGGGCUUCAAACACCGGUUCUGCAUUAAAACGGAAAGCGUGGUACUGGGAAUCCUGCUGACCAGUGGCUGCGCCACGUCCCGUCACUGCCAACAGCAGGAGCUGCCGGGUGUGCGGAUCCAUUGCUGUGACGCGGAUCUGUGCAAUGGCUCCCCAAGACCUGCCCUCCCACAUUACACCCUGUCCAGCUGCUGCCUCCUGGUGUCCUCAGUCAUUGUGGCCUUCUUCCUCCUCUGAGAUCCCAGGGCCAGCCAUCUCCUGAGCAUGGGCCAAUGGGGAGAAGGCAUCUGCCAACUGGCACGAACACUUCACGGUUCUAACAUGUUAGAUCUGAAAGAAAACCCAUGUUCUUUUUCUCUUCUCUCUCAAUAAA